AUGCCAACGGCCGUCAUCGUGGAAGGUUGUGUUACGUUGGUGUGAUAUUUUUUUUAAAAGUUAUUUUUCGUACUCAUCGUUUUUUUAAUAGCUGAUUUGCGUGAACAGCGCGCGGCUGUCAAGUUUUGCUUCCUGCUCGGGAAAACAGGCACAGAAACCCUUGAGAUGUUGAAAACAGCUUACAAAGGUGAUGCUUUAGGGAAAACUCAAGUAUUUGAGUGGUUUUCCCGUUACAAAAGUAGUGAAAUGUCGAUAGACGACCAAGCUCGCUCUGGUUGUCCUUCGACGGCGCGAACCGACGAAAAUGUAGAAAAAAAUUCACAAAAUUAUCCUGGAAGAUCGACGGCAAACCAUCGAAGAAGUAGUGGAGAGAUCUGGUAUGACAUGGAGUUCAGUUCAGAGAAUUUUAAGUGA
Molecule: messenger RNA, 414 nt
Organism: Cinara cedri
Lineage: Eukaryota; Metazoa; Arthropoda; Insecta; Hemiptera; Aphididae
Source: the annotation of a GenBank genome assembly